AGGCAACGUGCCCUCAGUUGAAAACGGAAGGGAAAGGUAACUUGAUUUCCACCACGUUCAGCCGAAGUUAACAACACAACACAUUUGUGUUAAUCCUCAGGCCAACCGUAAUUUUAACUUUGCUUUAACAAAACUAUACUUAGUACACCAUGAAAACACCGGAGAUACAUGGUAAACUUUCGAGUUGUAUGCAAAAGGUAGGACCUAUUUAUUUUACUUCAAAGAUUUUCCAAGUUUAUGGGUAUUCUAACCAUUCCGCGCAGCGAUGCGCAUAGAAAAUAACACCAAACGCGUCGAAACAUACUGCACGAUCCCCUUACUUGAUUCUUCAUUCUGUGACUAUUGGACUAUUACUAUGGAUUGGAAGGAAAAUAUGACUGUACUGAGAAAUACUGCUGGUGGUAUGAAGGAACGCGUCCAGUUCGCCCAGCAACGCGAUGAUAUCCUUCCCAUGACACAGAAUCAGAUGGUUUCCUACGCAAGCAACGCUCAACAGAUGUACCAGAAAAUGUCUCUGUUUUUCCAAUAUAACAGCAAGGAGGACCAAGGGGAAGCCCAGGACGCUGCAGAUUCAGUGACCGAGGGCAUUGGAGCCAUUCCCUCUUCACUGUCUGAGCUCUGCUUUCAAAUGCAGCAGAGGAUACAAACGUGUCCUGUUCUAUCACCCUCUCCAGAGGACCAGGAAGCAUUAGAAUUGGUGAUGGCGUCCGAACUAGGGCUGAUCUGGCAGGACCUGCGGGUCUCUAAACCGGACCCCACGCUGACGUGGAGCGAGAACCAGGCCCUGCGGCACAAGACCUUCGCCGAGGUGCUGCGCCUGUGUGAGCAGCUCUACCUGAGCUACCUGCACCUGCAGCACAGCCUGAGGCGCCGUGCCGUCUUCACCGACGCCGCCAACCGUAGCCGCCUGGCAGCGCAGAUGGCUUCCGACUGCACCAGCGUGUUGAAUGUGCACUCUAUCCGGCGAGACAUUAUUGCAGGGAUCAAAGCUGAGCGCAAGGCCAGCAGGACCGCUGGGAAACCGAAGUCCAGAGAGGAACACAGGCGGCCGAUGUCAGAUGCGUCCACUGUCUCAGACAGAUUGAAGCUCAGGCCACCCAAAGGGAAGACGUGGCAGCUCUCCAAACAGCACAGAGACUUCAUCCAGAAAGACAUUGCAGAGAUCAAGGAGAAAAUUGGGGUGAUCAAUCUAGAACAUGUGUAUGAUCUCAUGCCCCAUCGCCCGGAGAAGACAGUGGACUUCAACAGGAGCGGAACAGAAAAGACAAGCCCAGAUGAAGACGUACCCCUGGUCCCUACUGAGGAUGAAGUGUACAAUGUCUCUGAUGGUUUCUUCACCAGACUCAAGGGGUGUAAGUCCAUGCCGGACCUGAGCAGAGAGACCCUGCUGGACGAGCUGGAGAUGGACGCCCCUCCCCCGCGCCCCCAGUCUCCGCUGGUGCUGAUGGUCAUUAGCAAACCGGUUGUCCAGGAACAGACCCUCAGUAUGGCCGAUGACCUCAACAGGUUGCUACAGGAUGACUCUUCGCUAGAUAACACAGACCCUGAUGUGGACAUCCCUCCUUUAAUCAAAGCCCGAUCCUACAAAAGCUCUGCUAAACUGCAGAGGCUCCAGGCAGUCUUACAGAGCCUGAGAGAGAAGAGAGAGCGGCUGACCCAGAGCAGGGUCCCCCUGAAGAAACCCGAGCACCCCCAGGCCGAGGUGGUCAGCGUGCCCGUCUCCUCUCACGGCACUGCCCGCUUGGCCGCAGCCCGGGUCUCUGACCGCGUGACGCCCAAGAAGAUCAACAUCAACAUGUUCCCGCCAGUCUACAAUGAUGUCAACAGAGAAAUUGAGGCCUCAUCAGUGCAGUGGAUGGACCGCAAUCUCUUUACUGGUGCUGAAAUAAAGGAGGUCUGUAAAGAGUUAUCCAAGGGUCUGAUGCAACAAUACCUCAGCUUUGAAGAGGAUCCCAUGAUUGAGCCGUAUAUGUCUCAGGCCAAACUCAACAGGCUGAAGAAGAAUCCCAAUCAACUCAUUAAUUCUGCGCUGAAGAACAGCAUCUCAAGCAAGAAAAGAGCGGACGCUCCUAUGGACCUUAAGAAGCCUUCAGACGUGACGUCGCGUGCCUACACAACCUGGUUUCAGUGGUGGAAGUCUCACUUGUCCCUGGACGACUUUCUGAAGUACCUCACCACACAGGAGUUAGACUACCUGGCUGUGGUGUUCCAGCUGCUUGACAACGAGACCAAGAAGGACAGUGAGGAAGACAAGAGAAAGGCUCUGCAGCAGCAGAGGGAUGAGAAGAAAAGAGCUCGGACUAAGAAGAUGGAGGCUCUGAAGAGGAUGAAGCAGGAGUACGUCAUGGGGGUAUGGAACGUGAACAGCGUCUUGCUGGGGGGGCUCUGGAAAGACCCAGUCCUGGAAGAGGAGAACAGUCCAGAUGAGGAAGAAGCUCCGGCAGGGACACAGAAUUUGGUCGUUCAGGAGCAGAGAGACGUACAAGUGGACUCAGACCAGCUGAAGCCCCGUCUGGAACGGAUCUGGACGGUUCUGUGCCUGCCGGACGGGCUUCGACUGGACAUGGCCAUUAAAUACAGCUCCCACGCAUACCGAGACCAGCUGGAGAAGGCCAUCGUUGCAUGGGAGCAGGCUGCUCGUUUGAUCCAGCAGAGAGAGAUGGUUCUGUCUAAACUGGAGGUAUUUGAGUGGGAGGCGUCAGAUCCCAACCGAUUUUUCCAUCCAGGCUACAAUGGCACGUCCAGUGCUAGGCUGAAUGAGUCUAAACAGAGAGAGGAGAUGAACACUCAGCUCGCCUCACUGGAGAGAGACCUAACCAAGAUCAUCAGCGACAUCUCACACUGCUUCAGAGACACUGUCACCUACAAUGGUCGGCCCUACCAGGAGAAGAUGCGCUGGGAUCGCACGGAGAUGCUCUACUGGCUGCAGCAGGAGCGGCGUGUCCAGUCUCUGGAGAGGGUGGUGACCAGGAAGGGCCUCCUACCCACCCGACUGCCCCCCCUGGAGCUGGCCCACGCCCACCCCACCCCACAAACGUACAGCCCCAAGGAUCAGAUUUUGUGUAGAGAGAAAUUACAGCCCUCACCGUCAAUUAGUCAUAUUCAACUUUGUGUCUCCAAUUUAAACUUGAGCAAUGUUACUAAAUAAAUAGACAAACAUGUUAUCAA
This is a messenger RNA of Alosa alosa (allis shad), 3168 nucleotides long. It is a transcript of the gene ccdc87, whose product is annotated as coiled-coil domain containing 87. The record is from RefSeq and is a predicted model, not a curated record. The transcript is spliced from 19 exons. NCBI's taxonomy places the organism in Eukaryota, Metazoa, Chordata, Actinopteri, Clupeiformes, Clupeidae. Bases 266 to 3148 code for a protein of 960 amino acids.